Cydia pomonella (codling moth) is the source of this 2001-nucleotide messenger RNA. Its product is annotated as aprataxin and PNK-like factor. Lineage: Eukaryota; Metazoa; Arthropoda; Insecta; Lepidoptera; Tortricidae. Gene Ontology annotation, cellular component: site of double-strand break; nucleus. Gene Ontology annotation, biological process: double-strand break repair. The coding region runs from base 94 to 1461 and encodes 455 amino acids. The transcript has 7 exons. The record is from RefSeq and is a predicted model, not a curated record. Gene Ontology annotation, molecular function: DNA-(apurinic or apyrimidinic site) endonuclease activity; 3'-5' exonuclease activity; protein binding.
AAUUGUUUUCCUUUCGGUUUCCCAUCCGACUUUCAAGGUUACUUCCUUGGAAUUGGAAUUACUUAUUGUUGUGUAUGGUGUUUAGAAAAGACAAUGGUGUUUAAAUUAGUGCGCAUUGAUGCGGAAGAGCCGAAUAAAAUUCAGCUAUCGCUAGGAACACAUUUAAUAGGGAGAGGAAAAUUUCUCGAUUGCGAAGAUAAACGAAUAUCGAGAAACCAUGGUCAUCUAAUCAUAACAGGGACCAGUGUAGUAAUAGAGGCAUUGCACCAAAACCCCUGUUUCUUCACUAAAAAGGAUUCAGAAGAAAAGCAAGUGUUAAAAAAGUCCUGUAAAGAAGUACUCAACCAUGGUGAUAGAUUUGGGCUCUUGCCAGGCUCCUACUGGUAUGAGGUGUUGCACUGUACCACGGAAACUGACAGUCAAGCAACUGAUGUGUCAAACACAGAAGAACUGGACCCGGGUGAAGAUAAAAAUGAUCAAGAUAGUCAGAUAGAUCAGACGUUAAAUGCAGAAAAUGUCAAUUCUAAUGUUAAUGAAGAAAGAAAGAAUCAGGAGGAAGAUAAUGAAGAUUCUGUUUUAAAUUUUGAUUUAAAUGAAACAGUGGAAAAUGCUGGAAGAUCUGAAUCUCCAUCAUUACUAGACCAACAAAAUGAACAGAAUUCACCUCACCAACAAAUAGGGCCUUCAAGUCCAACCACCACAGAGCAAACCGACCCACCAGAACCCACUCCCACAGACCCACCAGAACCCACAACUCCUACAGACCCACCAGAACCCACAGCUUCCACAUACCCACCUGAACCCAUAGCUCCCGAAGCAGAGGUCAAAAGAGACCAGGAACCAUCAGAAUCACCACUUAAAAGAACUCACAGUCCGGAAGGAGAUGAUGGCGCUAAGAGGAUAAAGACGGAGCCACCUGAGGUUAAAGAGGAGUUGCUUGUGAAGCAGGAGCCUGAUGCCAGUAAUGGGGCAGGACCUAGUAGUGGUCAAGCUGAUCAAGCUAGCGCAUCUAAUGCAACAGACGGAAAAGCGCCACCAAGUCCGGUGCCACCGCGGGAGCGCUGCAUGUAUGGGGCUGAUUGCUAUAGACGCAACCCGGUGCACAAGGCGCAGUUCGCGCACCCCCGGGACGCGGACUGGGGCGCGGGCGCGCGGGCGCCGUGCCCGUACGGCGCCGCGUGCCGCAAGCGCGACCCGCGGCACUGGCGCCUGCACUCGCACCCGCCGCAAGCGCGCAUGCCGCCGCCAGGUAUCGCGUCUUAUUCUUUCGGAGGCCCUUGCGGUUACACUUCGACCCCUCGAGAACAACUUUUUGCCUAUUCGAGAGCUGUUUCGACCCUCUCCAAUCUCUCCAUGUCUUCCCCAGGCUCCAGCAGGUGCGCAGGUCGUGGAAAGGCACGGGAACGUGUUCUACAUCAACGCCCACGCGGUCAACUUUUACGACGAUCACUUCCAAAUUGAAGACGAUGACGGGGACAGCGUCGACUUCGAUUAUGAGUUCUAAUGCUAACGUAUUACGGUUCUAGACACCAUGACAGAUGCAGCACUAAGAAAUGUUGGGCCGAGUGUAUUGCAAUCUGAGUCUGUCUCACUAUAAGAACUUAACCUGCUGUGAUGUUGUAGGUCUUCUUCUUGCACUGAUGAAGCGAAUUGGCGAAUGCUUGAUACAAUCCAAAUACUAUAAACAUUAUGUUGUUGACACAAGCGAUAAAGUUAAAAUUAAGUAAAACUCGAGCUUAUUUCCUAGACUCUGGAAACACAAUUUAAGUCCACCACGUCUAGCGUGGCUACGCAAUUAGUGAGAAGAAUGAAAACGGAUUAUUUAAUUUAACUGUAAUGACUACAAAGAGAUUAUGUUUAGGUCAAAGGCCGAAAGUGAAAAAGCGCCAGCGGCCAUCCCAAUCAGUAUCAGGGUCAGACUCUGACCCUGGAUCAGCUGGAAGCCCUGAAAACCUGAUUCUCACAACAAAACGGGCCCGGAAGCCCCUGCCCAAGAUGGAC